AUGGGGAAUGCGGUGUGGGAUUCCAUUGUGGAGGGAAUGGACGCCAUUCAAUGGAGUGAUUCAUCCCAGAAAAAUUUCUCCAACCGAAGGAUCAUCAAGGGCGGCAUUCGGAAAUUUGCAGACAGCGCGGUGAAGGAGGAGGGCGAGGAGAGCGAGCGAGACGAGCUGAAGGCGACAUGGGAAGCCUAUGAUAAGGAGGAUUCAGACGAAGUUAAGGAAAUCAUUGGCCGGAAGAGUGAUUUAAACGACGAGUUGCGUGAUUCGACAGAUACUGAUUGCCUCAUCUUAGCAGUAGAUAACGCUGCACGGCGUUCGCUGCGGUUUUAUGGCAAAAAGCGGGCUGAGUCAGACAACAACAAGCUCCAUUGGUUUGGUAAACUAAUGCAUCAGACGUUCAAUUUCUUGCAACCUCAGAUGGCGCUCAUAGAAACAGAUGCGACCGCUAAAGCCAAGCACCCCCAUUUUGCAGUUUGCUUCGGCACGUCCCGGAUGAUUACUCUGCUACUGAACCGUGGGGUCAGAACUGACGCUUGCGACAAGGAUGGCAACAACCCUCUGACCUAUAUGACUGCGGCCCAGCAACAUGAUCUGAUCGACGAGAUUAUCACCAUCGCCCAUUUACUGUGCUCGCAAGGUUCCAAGCCUAAGACAUCGGGUGCUUGUCUGCGAAAUCACGCCGGGGAACUGCUGGCAGUACUAGAAUACCGGCACAAGUGCUACCUCCUAUUAAUGUUGAUCCCGUCGGAAGUGAUUAAGGAGGAGAAGCCGCCGUCGCCUUUUACGUGAAUGCUCUAACUGAAACCGCAGAUGAUCAACUUACUAGGCGUUGUAAGAUUUGCGUCAAUGGACCUAGUACUUAAG
Molecule: messenger RNA, 861 nt
Organism: Phytophthora nicotianae INRA-310
Lineage: Eukaryota; Oomycota; Peronosporomycetes; Peronosporales; Peronosporaceae
Exons: 7
Coding region: 1-786 (261 amino acids)
Source: RefSeq, a predicted model, not a curated record